UACCGCCUUUCUGUAGUUUAUGCUUGAGUUUCUCCUUAAUUUCAAUGCAUUCGUUCUGCAACACUUAAUACGUCUCUCUUCUGUUUCCUGUACUUUUCUCUUAUUCCUCUUUUGAAGAUCUAAGGGAACAAUUCUUCAUUAGAUCUGCUGUAGUAAAGCGACCUGAUAUUGAGAUUUUCUGAUAACCUCACAUAGUCUGCUAAAUUCAUCAGAUUAACAACGCACCAUAACCAUUCCAUUCGUUAAACAGUAUCGUUAUCUUAACCUGUACAUUCUUUAGACAAUGGAAACAAUCGUCGGUAUGGAAGGUCAAACUGCUCCCGAGUCUACACAUGGACUGUUUGAUUCGCCUCAGAGCGUGCUAAAUUCUUGCCGAAGCACUACUUCAGAUAAGCGUAGAUCGAUAGAUUUAACUCCACGAAGCCUAAUAAGUAACGGCUUUUACAUCAAUCAAAACUCUUUACAAAACCACUCGAAUGAGUUACAUACAGUCAAGGAAGAGGAUCUUUCGACGCCCUUUAUCAACGCAGCCUCUCAGAAUUCGUAUCAAAGAAAGCAGCGUGCCUCAGUUGCUCAUUUCAACAGCUUUCCUAGGAAGAUAGUACUUAAUUCAUCUGAAGACGAAGAAUCAGCGCAACUAUCGCGAGAAGAUGUAUUGGCCGAGACCGUAGCUAAAUUAAGCGGACAGAACAAACGUAUCAACACAAGUCAUAAUGAUCACACUGCGGACAUAAACAGGUUCAAGAACACGAUGUAUACUACAAUGAGACAUGGUAGCAGCAGUACUGUUUCUGAUAAGCAGAAUCGUCGAUUAUCUGAGCCUUUCUCAAAAGCUUACUAUUAUGGUAACAACAACAAUAACACUAUCCACCAGCAAUUACAGCUUCAACAGCAGAAUUUUUCUGACGUACCACGUCCUUUUCCCAACUCAACCUUACAUAAGAGAACAUCCUUCCAUCAAUAUACACCGGGCUCUAAUCAUCUAUCUGAAAAUAAAAGGCGUUUAUCGAUGUCCAGGAUCAAUGUUUCGGAUUAUGAAAGUUACAGGCAGCAGCAGCAGCAGCAACAACAACAGCAGCAGCAAACAACAAUGGGGCGAGACUACAACUGGAGGUCCAAAAGUCCUUCCUUCUCAGCGGGAGGUGGGUGCUUGGCGUCUCCUUCUUCAACACUUAUUUCUCCGCGAUCCUCCUCAAGACCCAAUUCAAUAGUAGGUUUUAGCAAUCAUAAUAGCUGCAAUAGUAUGAAUCGAUCUACAUGCUCGCCUACCUUUGAAUCCACUGCUAACAGUAAUGGAGGAUCGCCACAACGCAAAGCCCUAUUUGUAUCCCAUCUACCAUUUUCUGCUAUUGUUCCGCACCUGAAAUCGAACCAUUUCGUAAGCGGUAUUCUGCGUGUCAAUAAAAGGAAUCGAUCCGAUGCAUACGUGUUUUGCGAAGAACUAAACGCUGAUAUAUAUAUAUGCGGGUCGCGUGAUAGAAACCGUGCUUUGGAAGGGGACUUUGUAGCCAUCAAAUUGAUUGAAGUGGAGCAAAUAUUGAUGGAAAAGCACGAAAAGGAAGAAGCAAAACUAGUAAGAAAUAAUGGUAACCCUGUCAUUAGAAAACCUGAUGAGGAAGAUGAGAAGGAAAUCAUUUUUGGAGGAGAAGAAGACGUCGAUCGUGUGACCCCAAAGUAUUGCGGAAUCAUUGUCGCCAUUCUGGAACGUGUUCAGAAUCAAAUGUUCUCUGGCACUUUAGGUUUGACUCGUCCGAGCAACAAGAGAUCGAAAGAGGCAGACUCAGAUUCAAGACGUGAAAGUGGUACACCUCGUAUUAUUUGGUUCAAACCAACAGAUAAACGUGUUCCCUUAAUAGCCAUCCCUAUUGAACAGGCUCCUGCUGGUUUCAUUGAAAAUAGUGAUGCUUUUGAAAACAGGCUCUUUUUGGGUUCUAUUAAAAGAUGGCCUAUCACAUCUUUACACCCCUUUGGAGUGCUCGAAAAGGAAUUAGGUAAUACCGGAGAUCCCUCUGUUCAAUUGAAGGCCAUAUUGGCAGAUAACAAUUUUGUGCCAGAUACACAAAUCAGCAACGCCGAUAGCAGCCAGCUUUCUUCCCAUUUAUUAAACAAAGAAUCAAUAGAAAAGGAGAUCAAUUACAAUUCACGGCGUGAUUUACGGUCCAUAAGAUGCAUUGCUGUGAUGGAUGAGGAAGGAGGCUAUAUCGAGAAUGCCUUUUCUAUAAUGCCUAAAGACGACGGGGACUCUUUUGAGGUGGGCUUUCACGUUUCUGAUAUUAGCUUUUUCGUUGAACCCGAUACAGAUCUGGAUAAAGAAGCCCAGUUGAAAGGUGUCGAUGUCUAUUGCACAAUGACUGAAAAAGCGAGUUUAUGGCCAGAAACACUGCGGGAAAAAUGUACCGAUUUGAUUGCAGGUGAAGAUAGAUACGCUUUAUCUAUUUUCUGGACGAUAAGCCAGACCAAAGGUAUACUAGACACAUGCUUUGCAAAAACAGUGAUAUGUUCAAAUACAGUCAUGUCUAUACAAGAUUUACAAAGAGCAAUCACUGCUCCAAAUAAUAUUGUUGACGAGCUUACACAGGACAUCAAGUUACUUUACAGCAUCGCUUGUAUGCUUAGACAAGUACAUCCACAGGAACCAUUGCAACUCGACGUACCAGAGCUCGAGAUUCAUUUUGAAGACAGCCAAUUUCCGAGCUUUGCAGCUCCCAAGAUACGCUUUGAAUCUGAAGUUAUCUUGCAAGAGUUCCAAACUCUAGCAAAUAAGCAUGUUGCACAAAAUAUUUCUAGCCACUUCCCAGACCAUGCAUUGUUGAAAUCACAAGCACGCCCCAAUGAGAGGAAAUUGAAAGAAUUAACCCGUUAUCUCAGCAGUCUUGGUUACAGAUUGCAACCAGACAAUCCAGAAACUCUACAGCAAUCCAUAGACAGUAUAAAGAAUCAGGAUGCUAAAAGUGUUAUACUAUCACUGCUCAUAAAGACAAUAAGUCCUGAGAAAUAUUUCUGUGCAGGUGCUCUUGAUAUUAGCCGUUACUACCACUAUUCAAAAAAUACACCCUUGUACACUCAUUUUACAUCGCCAACCAAACGGUAUGCUGAUCUUAUUGUUCACCGUCAACUAGAUGCAUACAUUAAAGGAACACAAGGCUUCUAUUUAAACACGGAUGCUAUCCAAAAAUUGGCGCAGCACUGCAAUAGUCGUACGCGAUUAUCUGAAAAUGCAAAGGAACAAACAAAGCACAUGUUUCUUUCCUACUAUUUAGCCAAUAACUCUGGCCUUUCUAUUAAUCGACUAGAGGACGCUAUCGUGGUAGGCGUACAGCAAGAUUCUUUUGAUGUCAUCAUUCCAGGCUUCGUGCUAGAAAGACGUAUUCAUACAGUCAACUUACCUUUACAAUCUGCAACCUAUAAUGAAGCAGAAAAUGUUCUUCAUCUCGUUUGGAUUCAGGGUAAAGCCACAGUUGACGCGACAGUUGAGACAGAUAUACCAAACGAGGACGAAGAAGAACAAAGUGAUGAUUAUCAUCUCAGGGAUACUCACAGCGCCCGAGAUGAGGACUCACAGGCAAGUACUUCCGAUUUAGUCGAACUUUCCGGCGAGGAGUACGAUAACACGUUGAUGAAAGUCAAGCAUUUGUCGUUAAAGUCUUCUUCAACGACAGCUUUGGACGAUUUGAAGAAAAAAAGAAAGCGCUCAACAUCUAUUCGCGCUAUAAAUGGAGAAGAUGCGUGUUCAACACAACGAAAUUGUAUGUUUGCGCAUGAGUUCCGUCAAGUAAUACGUCCGUUUGAUUUUAUUAAGGUCGUUAUAACAGCGGAACCAGUUCGGAAUCCACCCCUAAUUAGAGUGUUAGCCGCAAAUCCUUUUAUUGCCAAGCCAUAAGUUACUUGAUUGAAAUGGAAAUGUGAAAAAAGAAAUGUCACGAUAUGUGAAUGAUGAAUUCAUUAUCACUGGACACACUUUUGUUAGUUACCGUUCGAACGUGUUCUCAUACAUAAUCAAAUAAACCGUAACCG
Mycotypha africana is the source of this 4014-nucleotide messenger RNA. RefSeq lists its product as uncharacterized. Gene Ontology annotation, molecular function: 3'-5'-RNA exonuclease activity; RNA binding. The record is from RefSeq and is a predicted model, not a curated record. Gene Ontology annotation, biological process: mRNA catabolic process. NCBI's taxonomy places the organism in Eukaryota, Fungi, Mucoromycota, Mucoromycetes, Mucorales, Mycotyphaceae. The transcript is spliced from 5 exons. The coding region runs from base 284 to 3880 and encodes 1198 amino acids. Gene Ontology annotation, cellular component: P-body; exosome (RNase complex).